This is a messenger RNA of Arachis duranensis, 1177 nucleotides long. RefSeq names its product cytokinin riboside 5'-monophosphate phosphoribohydrolase LOG3. Gene Ontology annotation, biological process: cytokinin biosynthetic process. Lineage: Eukaryota; Viridiplantae; Streptophyta; Magnoliopsida; Fabales; Fabaceae. The record is from RefSeq and is a predicted model, not a curated record. Gene Ontology annotation, molecular function: hydrolase activity, hydrolyzing N-glycosyl compounds. The transcript is spliced from 7 exons. The coding region runs from base 256 to 915 and encodes 219 amino acids. Gene Ontology annotation, cellular component: cytosol; nucleus.
AGGAAGGAGAGGGCGCACUUGAGCACACAAGAGAAGAGAAGAGAAGAGAAGAGUGCUUGCCUCUUGCUCACUCAGUGAAGCAACAACAACACACAUAUAUAGAACUCAAUAACUUGAUGAUGAUGAUGAUGACAUCAUGAUUCUGAUGAUUCUUUCCAUGUCACACAUUGGAUGAGUGAUAGGUUCAGCAAAAAACAAUCCUUAAAAUUUGUUAGCUUCAGCAGCGUUACGUUGUUAUUGUGAGUUGAAGAGAGAAUGGAGAAUAAUGGUGAGAAGAGGGUGUCAAAGUUCAAGAGGGUUUGUGUGUUCUGUGGUAGUAGCCCUGGCAAGAAGAGUACCUACCAAGAUGCUGCCAUUCAACUUGGCAAUGAAUUGGUUUCAAGGAACAUUGAUCUGGUUUAUGGAGGUGGAAGCAUUGGUCUAAUGGGUUUGGUUUCACAAGCUGUUCAUGAUGGUGGAAGGCAUGUUAUUGGAGUUAUUCCCAAGACGCUCAUGCCUCGAGAGCUAACUGGUGAAACAGUGGGAGAAGUAAAGGCAGUAGCAGAUAUGCAUCAAAGGAAAGCAGAGAUGGCUAAGCAUUCAGAUGCUUUCAUUGCCUUACCAGGUGGUUAUGGGACUCUAGAGGAGCUUCUUGAAGUCAUAACAUGGGCUCAACUUGGGAUUCAUGACAAACCAGUGGGGUUAGUAAAUGUUGAUGGAUACUUUAAUUCCUUGUUGUCAUUCAUUGACAAAGCUGUGGAAGAAGGGUUUAUUAGUCCAAAUGCUCGCCAUAUAAUUGUAUCAGCACCAACAGCAAAAGAGCUUGUCAAGAAAUUGGAGGAGUAUGUUCCCUGUCAUGAAGGUGUUGCUUCCAAGUUAAGCUGGCAGAUGGAACAACAACUUGCUUAUCCUCAGGAGUAUGACAUGUCAAGGUAGCUGCAAUUUCUUAAUCUGCACGGAAGAUAUGAGACUAGGAAUAGAAUUUUGGAGGUGGAAGAAGCUAUAGUGUUAUAUCAGUAUUCUAGCCUCUUUUAUUUGGUGGUGAACUUCUUUUGUAAAGUACUUGUGAUUGACCUGAAAAAUGUGAAAGUACUUUGUUCUCCCUUCAUGUGAAACUAUGAUUUCCUCUCAAUUUGUAACUUGUAAGUACCUUUUUAGUUAUUAGUAUUACUCCAUGUUAACUAAUUUUACCUUUCAA